AAAAUAGAAGCAUAUUUAUAUGUGAUUGUGCUCUUAAAAAAUCGUCAGAGACAAUCGCGUGGUCAUCAUCGUAUUGGAGCGAUCCCAUGUUCUCUGUUUCAAGCAAUCAGGCAUAUACUUCUUCUUACAGUAAUAUGUUUUCUCAUGCCGGUUCUGCUUCUACUGCUGUGACUGUAGCUGAUCCUUUUUUCUCCUUGAGCUCUUCAGGAGAAAUGAGAAGAAGUGUGAAUGAAGACACAGGUGCAGCUUUCAGUGAAGCUCAAUGGCAGGAGCUUGAGAGACAGAGGAAUAUAUAUAAAUACAUGAUGGCUUCUGUUCCUGUUCCUCCCGAGCUUCUCACACCCUUUACCAAGAACCACCCAUCAAACACUAACCCGGAUGUAACAGUGGCAGUGGCAAAAGGAGGCUCAUUGCAGCUUGGGAUUGCUUCAAGCACAAGCAACAACUCGGCUGAUCUGGAGCCAUGGAGAUGCAAGAGAACAGAUGGGAAGAAAUGGAGAUGCUCUAGAAACGUGAUUCCUGAUCAGAAAUACUGUGAGAGACACACACACAAGAGCCGUCCUCGUUCAAGAAAGCAUGUGGAAUCAUCUCACCAAUCGUCUCACCACAAUGACAUUCCUACCACUAAGAACAAUACUAGCCAGUUUGCGAGAACUUAUCCUCAGUUUUACGGACAACCUGUAAGCCAGAUCCCUGUGCUUUCUACCCUUCCCUCUGCUUCCUCUUCAUAUGAUCACCACAGAGGAUUGAGGUGGUUUAGGAAAGAAGAUGAUGCCAUUGGAACUUUAAACCCGGAGAUUCAAGAAGCUGUCCAGCUGAAGGUUGGAUCAAGCAGAGAGCUCAAACGCGGAUUCGAUUAUGAUCUAAAUUUCAGGCAGAAGGAGCCAAUAGUAGACCAGAGCUUUGGAACAGUGCAGGGUCUAUUGAGUCUAAACGAGACACCACAACAUAACCAAGAGACAAGGCGGUUUGUUGUAGAAGGGAAGCAAGACGAAGCAAUGGGAAGCUCUCUGACACUAUCAAUGGCUGGAGGAGGCAUGGAGGAAGCAGAGGGAACAAGCCAGCAUCAGUGGGUUAGCCAUGAAGGUCCAUCAUGGCUCUAUUCAACAACACCAGGUGGACCAUUGGCUGAAGCACUGUGUCUUGGUGUCUCCAACAACCCAAGUUCUAGUACUACUACUAGCAGCUGCAGCAGAAGCUCAAGCUAAACCGGUUGAGUGAUUAGAGAUCAUCGUUGUUAGUGUUUUGUUUGAAAAACUGAGACCUUUUAGCUUCUGUUGGUGUUUUGCAGAAGACUAAACCACUACUCUAAUGAUGGAAAAUUGUUUGAAACCGGUUUGUGUGUCUCUGAUAUGUUUUCAGUUUUCACUAUAUUAUAGUCAAAAUACGAAUCAAAUUGCAACUUUUCA
Messenger RNA from Arabidopsis arenosa, 1409 nucleotides. Lineage: Eukaryota; Viridiplantae; Streptophyta; Magnoliopsida; Brassicales; Brassicaceae. The record is from the annotation of a GenBank genome assembly.